CGCCAGAUGAAGUGGAGAUGAACGCGAAGAGAUCUCGGCGAAGAUGAGUGCUUUCCUGCUGUUGCUGACACUUAUUCCAGUCGUCAUCUGUGAAGAUCUGCAGCGUCCGCACAACGUGAGCAUCACCAGGAGCAGCAACCGCUCCCUCUUCAUCGCAUCUCUGGCUGACUCCCACCACUACCACGACCCUUCCAUCAGCGUCCAUUGGCAGAGCACAGUCGCCAUUUCAGCUCGUCACCAUCGAACCACCUCAUGCGUCACACAGCAUCAUCAGCAAGCGGACGAACGAGAGGCGAGCAGCAGCGGCAAUAGCACUGUCGCCCACGUGGCUGAGCGGCAUCAUCAUGACGCCGCGAACAACCUCUGCAAGGGUGGAAUGCGAUGUGACGCCACUACGGCCAAUCGGACUCAUCACCGGCAAGAGAAUGAUGCAAGUGGCGUCACGACUGCGGCCAAUCUGAGUAUUGGGGAUCGCAACAGCACACCUGAGGGGAGGGUUGGCAUAUGGGGCAAGGUGCUUCGGGCCGUGGGGUUUGGCUAUCGUGUUGUCAACGCGACGCACAGUCUGCGGCAGGCUGCGAUGCGUGAAGGAGGUAUGUGAAUAAAUACGGCACGGCAACAGUUAAUUGUCCAUGUGUUCCUUCCUCCUUUCUGCCCGCUCUGCUACUGGCGCUUCUCAGUCAGCCUGCUGCGCAAUACGACGAGGGAUGACCGGCGGAACACAUCGACGCCGAUCGAGUCUUCCGCACAGAAGCGGCCGUCGGCGACAGUGCUGCGAGAGCACAACCACACGCACAAGUGGAUGCUGCUGCUAGAGGUCAGUGAGAGCCAGCCAGCCAGCCAAACCCACCUGUCUGGUGCUCGUGCGCGCGUGUGUGCAGGGGAGUGUGGCUGCGAGUUUGGUCAUCGCAUCGCUCAUAGUCUGCAUAUACUCAUCGGCCGUGGCAGCCGUGUUCCGAGAACGGCACGACGCUGCCCGAGCGGCGUAUAAUAACGCUGGUCCUGACAGCGGGCAACAACACCUGAUAGCCCGGCAAUCGAUGGGCACGUCUGUGUCGACAACCACACCUAGGGGCUCUGACUCAUGACGACUGAUAGAUCUUUGGAUGGAUGGAUGGCGGGAGGGCGCUAUGUCUGUCUGUCUGUAUGAGUAUGAGAGUGUACAUAAGAAUACAUGAAAG
Vitrella brassicaformis is the source of this 1181-nucleotide messenger RNA. The record is from the annotation of a GenBank genome assembly. Lineage: Eukaryota; Vitrellaceae.